AUGUUGGAGUGUUUUCAGAAAAGUUUGGACAAGUUUGACAGUUUGGGAGCUGCGACAAAAACCGCGGAGAAACAUGACGGAGUGUUACCUGUUGCUGAUGUUCCUAUAGAGUCGUCAGUCUCCUCUGAUGGACUGAUUGCCCUCAACCAGACACACAGACAGGCAGAUAUGGAGAGUGGAUCUCUGGCCAUGGACACCAGCACUGCUCCAGAUCCUAGAGUGCAGGCAGACUACAAUGUAGCCUGUCUGCGCCGUCGGGCAUGGGCAAAGAGCAAAGAUUCCACCUGGCUAGAAUCAGAAGAAGAGGGACCCCAACAGAACCAGAGGGCCGGGGAAGAGCAAACACCCUCAGAGGAAACAGGGCAAGUGCCUAACAACAUCGCCAGCUGGCUGAUUAAAUGCAGGACUCCCCUGGGAGCCUCCUUAGAUGAUCAGACUGCUUCUCCCAGCAAAGGAGUGCAGAAGAACGGCUGCAGCUUUGAAGAUGACCUUUCAUUGGGAGCUGAAGCCAACCACCUUCAGUCCAGUAACAAUAAAUCUGAAUCCUGCUUUGGGCUUGCGGCGGAUCAGAAGAGGAGUCAGUAUAAAGAGAGAGCAAGAAGUAUGAACUCCACAGGAUCAGGGAAGAGCAGCACUGUGUCCAGGUCAGUUCCCCUCGUCAGUCUCCACUCAGACUCAUGGAGGUUUCUGCAGGAAGUAACGCAGUGA
Molecule: messenger RNA, 708 nt
Organism: Notothenia coriiceps (black rockcod)
Lineage: Eukaryota; Metazoa; Chordata; Actinopteri; Perciformes; Nototheniidae
Product: sperm-specific antigen 2-like
Exons: 8
Coding region: 1-708 (235 amino acids)
Source: RefSeq, a predicted model, not a curated record